Molecule: messenger RNA, 1823 nt
Organism: Myotis davidii
Lineage: Eukaryota; Metazoa; Chordata; Mammalia; Chiroptera; Vespertilionidae
Product: pancreatic secretory granule membrane major glycoprotein GP2
Exons: 10
Coding region: 1-1566 (521 amino acids)
Biological process (GO): neutrophil migration
Cellular component (GO): apical plasma membrane; cell surface
Source: RefSeq, a predicted model, not a curated record
AUGAGUCUUAGCAGAAUUGGGCCACCAGCCAAGGCUGUAGCCAUCCAGCCAACAGGCAACAGAGCCCCUGUCAGCGGCGGUGCCUACAGCCUGGAGCUGGUGUGCGGAGCUCCGGGGGCCCCGGAGCCCCCCCUCUGCUUUGACCCCUGCCAGAACUACACCCGCCUGGACGACCCCUCGCGAAGCUCAGAGGUCACGGAAAGAGCCAAGAAGUGUGACCGGGACCUGCGUGGCUGGUUUCGCUUUGUGGGAGAAGGAGGCACAAGGAUGCCGGAGACCUGUGUGCCCAUGUACAGGUGCCAGACGGAGGCGCCCAUGUGGCUGCAGGGGACCCACCCAACCCUGGGGCAGGGCGUCGUGACCCGCACUGCCUGUGCCCACUGGUCCGACAACUGCUGCUCCUGGAAGGCUGAGGUUCAGGUGGCAGCCUGCCCGGGGGGGUACCACGUGUACCGGCUGGAGAGCACCCCUUCGUGUAACCUGAGAUACUGCACAGACCCGUCCACAGCGGAGACCAAGUGCGACAAUGCCUGCCGCCCCGAGGAGGAGUGCACCUUCCUCAACGGCACCUGGGGCUGUGCCUGCAGACGGGACCUCAACAGCUCCGAUAUCCACAGCUUGCAGCCUCAGCUGGAAUGUGGGGCCAAGGACAUCAAAGUGUUGCUGGACCGGUGUCAGCUGGAAGGCCUGGGUUUUGGUGAUGAGGUCACUGCCUACCUGAGAGACCACAACUGCAGCAGCAUCACCCACAGAGAAGAGGGGAACUGGGUCUCCGUGGUCAGCCCUGCCCAGGCCAACGCCUGCGGGAACAUCCUGGAGAGAAAUGAAACCCAUGCCAUCUACAAAAACACCCUCUCCUUGGUCGAUGAGCUAAUCAUCAGAGACACCAAACUCAACAUCAACUUCCAGUGCGCCUAUCCGCUGGACAUGAGAGUCAGUCUGCAGACGGCCCUGCGGCCCAUCGUAAGCUCCAUGAACAUCAGCCUGGCUGGCGAGGGAGAGUUUACCGUCACGAUGGCCCUCUUCCAAGACCCGAACUACACGCUGCCUUACGAGGGGGCGUCGGCCACACUGCCUGUGGAGUCCAUGCUGUACGUGGGCGCCCUCCUGGAGAGAGGGGACACCGCCCAGUUCAAGCUGCUUCUGAGGCACUGCUAUGCCACCCCCACUGCGGACAGGGCUGACCCCAUGAAGUAUUUCAUCAUCAGAAACAGCUGCCCGAAUCAGCUGGACUCCACCAUCUCCGUGGAGGAGAACGGGGUGUCCGCCCAAGGCCGCUUCUCGGUCCAGAUGUUCAUGUUCGCGGGGAACUACGACCUCGUCUUCCUGCACUGUGAGGUGCACCUGUGCCACUCCUUGCGUGAGCAGUGCCAGCCGUUUUGCUCAAGAAGCCAACUCCGUAGUGAAGCAGUGGCCAUCGACCCAGCCCUGGUUCUAGACUUGGGACCCAUUACUCGGAAGGGUGCCCCCUCUCUUGGUGUCAUGAACGGGACCCCCGGCCCUGCAGGGCUCCUGGGGGCUGGGCCUGGGCUGCUCCUGCCCGUCCUCCUGGCCCAGCUCUUCUGAGAUCCGGGCACCGGGCCCUCUGGCGACGCCUCCGGUCAGCCUCCGGCUCCUCGGACCUCCCGAUUCAGACGUCCAGUGUCAGCGGACUGCAGGCUGAGCCGGUGGGGCAAGGAUGGGCGUCCCCUGGGCUGGCUCCCGGGCCCUUGUACCCCUUUCUCAUGGUGCAGGCUGUCAGCUGCCUGCGCUGGCUUUCUCACCCUUAAUCGUUUCUUAAAAACAAACCUGCUAGGCCGCUGUGGCCCUAGCCUUUCCCCGCA